Lactuca virosa is the source of this 1122-nucleotide messenger RNA. The record is from the annotation of a GenBank genome assembly. Lineage: Eukaryota; Viridiplantae; Streptophyta; Magnoliopsida; Asterales; Asteraceae.
AUGUGGGGAAAUAAGAUGAUUUCUUCAACAUUAGCCAGGUCUUAUACCAGGGAAUCCAAACCCGAUUCUGGGAACUUGAAGAAAGCUCUACUAGUCUUCUGCAUGGGGUUCUCUGCAUGGGCUUAUCAAACAGCUCUUCCACCACCUCCCACGAUGGUGGGAUCUCCAGGUGGCCCUUCGAUUACAUCACCAAGAAUAAAGCUUCGUGAUGGAAGACAUUUCUCGUAUAUAGAAUCAGGUGUUUCGAAAGAUACAGCAAAAUAUAAACUGAUAUUCAUCCAUGGCUUCAACUUAAAUAAAUACCAUCACCCUUUUUCCGCCACAGCCUCACCAGCUCUUGUUAAAGAACUAGGGGUGUACUUUGUUGCAAUAGACCGACCUGGUUAUGGAGAGAGUGACCCGGACCCUAAACGAACUGUGAAGAGCUUGGCAUUUGAUAUCGAAGAGGUCGCUGAUCAUUUGAACUUGGGACCAAAGUUCUAUGUAGCUGGAUACUCUAUGGGUGGUCAAGUCGUCUGGUCUUGUCUCAAGUAUAUCCCUCACAGGCUUGCGGGAGCUGUUCUUAUUGCUCCAGCCAUUAAUUACUGGUGGCCUCACUUACCUUUAAACGUAACCAACGAAGCAUUUUCACGGCAACUUCCACAGGAUCAGUGGUCUCUGCGUGUUGCGCACUACCUACCAUGGCUUAGUUAUUGGUGGAACACUCAAAAAUGGUUUCCUUCUUUUUCUAUAAUCGAUGGAAACCAUGCUAUUCUUUCUCCCCCAGAUAUAGAAGCUUCAUCAAAGCUAUUUGGUGGCAUGAAUCAUGAUCAGCUACAAGCCAUGCUAUCACAACCAAGACAACAAGGCGAAUUUGAAUCACUCCAUCGUGACUUGAACAUUGGAUUUGGAAAGUGGGACUUUGAUCCAAUGGAUCUUGAAAACCCGUUUCCAAACAACAAUGGAUCCGUUCAUUUAUGGCAGGGUGAAAAAGACCUCAUUGUCCCUGUGACACUACAGCGUUAUAUAGCACAUCAACUCCCAUGGAUCAAGUACCAUGAACUCACUAACACUGGACACGUCUUAGCUUUUGCAGAUGGUGUGAUUGACUCUAUUCUCAAAGAACUUACCAAAAAGAAUUAG